Plasmodium cynomolgi strain B is the source of this 417-nucleotide messenger RNA. Its product is annotated as translation initiation factor. The transcript has 3 exons. NCBI's taxonomy places the organism in Eukaryota, Apicomplexa, Aconoidasida, Haemosporida, Plasmodiidae. The annotation marks the transcript as partial. Gene Ontology annotation, molecular function: translation initiation factor activity; mRNA binding. The record is from RefSeq and is a predicted model, not a curated record. Gene Ontology annotation, biological process: formation of translation preinitiation complex; translation reinitiation.
UUUGCGGGAUGCCCUACGAAUACUGCGAGUACGGAAACUCCUUCAGCCAGUGUAAGGAGGCGAACAAGGAGAAGUACAACUAUGACAUCGUAAAGGGCGACUCGGAAAUGAGCAACAAGCGGCAGGCAAAGAAGGCCCCCCAGAAUGCGACUCAAAAAAUUACCAUACAAAAGACUACGCGGGCACGAAAAAAAGUUGUCACCGUUGUAGUGGGGUUACAUACGUAUGUCAAAUUGGACAAAAUGGCAAAAAUAUUUUCACGCUUCUAUGCGUGCGGUGCGUCCGUUAUCAAGGGGGCAAAUGGGGCCCCCGACCAGAUAGACAUACAGGGAGAUGUCGAACAUAACAUUGUCGAAGUCAUAAUGAAGAACUGUCCAGAAAUUCCUGAAGGCGUCUUCGUAACGUUGCCCCCCAAAU